GAAAGAAAACUGCCAUUACUCUUUGAGGUUAAACAUAAGAAAAAGUUUGAUAGCAAAAACAGUUGAGAGAGAUGGAGAGAGAAGAGAGAACCCCUUGUGGUAUAAUGUGUCCGUUCUCUCCCUCUAGGCUUUAACCUCCAAAACUUGGGGCCUUUUCAGAUACGCCUCACUGCUCUCAUUUCCUUUUUAUUUCUGUUUUAUCCGUAGUUCUUGCUACUAAGCAAUUUGCUUUCUUGAACUCUGGGAAGAGGUUACUUGUAAAUUCAAGAUUUUGCUGCUUGUUAUCUGGGGAUUUGGCACAAAUAUGGAUAUGUUAAAUGUUGAUGCGUAGCUUAUAAACCCAUUUUCAAGUGCUCCCUGUCUCUCUUUAGAACACCAGAUUAGUGCUGAAGAAAGCUGGUGUCUUUUGAGUUUAAAAGAUGCCGAUGGGCCCUUGACUGACUUUCAAUUCCACCAGUAGAAGAACCAUGACAUUAGGAUCAAAGAAAGGAUGGAAGUCAAUAGUGCCCCUCCGUCUAAAAUGCAAAUCAACUCCCCGCUUUUGUUUGUUCUCCAAGGUGAAGCCUGCUAAUUAUGGCCCUGGAAAGACACCGGUUUAUCUAAAUGUGUAUGACUUGACACCUAUGAAUGGCUAUGUGUAUUGGGCUGGCUUAGGUAUAUUUCAUUCUGGUGUUGAAGUUCAUGGUGUGGAAUAUGCAUUUGGGGCUCACGACUAUCCAUCAAGUGGUGUCUUUGAAGUUGAACCUCGGCAGUGCCCAGGCUUCAAGUUUAGAAAGUCAAUAUUCAUUGGGACCACAUCCCUGGAUGCCGCCCAGGUCAGGGAGUUUAUGGAGAGGCAAGCUGCAAGCUACAAUGGUGAUACAUAUCACUUGAUUGUCAAGAACUGCAAUCAUUUCUGUAAGGACAUAUGCUACAAACUUACUGGGAGAAAGAUUCCAAAAUGGGUCAACCGAUUGGCAAAAUUAGGUUCUACCUUCAAUUGCAUUCUGCCAGAAUCUCUGAAAAUAUCUCCCGUGCGACAUGAUCCAAAUUACCUAGAAGAUGAUAAUGAGAAGAGAAGGCUCAGAAGUUCUUUCAGUUGUUUGUCGUCAAUCUCAACACGGCAGAAGCAGUUGUCUACAUCUUCACUAUUUCUACAAUCCCCUUUAAAAGGCUGCUUACCACCAUGGGAAUUGAGGAAGUUUAACAAUGGUUCACUCAAGGAACGAUGAGACCAGGAUGAAUUCUUGAAAUCUUAAUCUAUCAGGCAGUGUUGUAAGUUGUUGUCAUGCUUAUGCAUGCAAGUCAAGCCCCUUUGUCUAGCGCAAUUGCCUUAGGAAGGGAUAUAAUUCUUGUGACGUGCCAUGCCUUCUCUCUCUGUCUCUCAAUGUUGAAUAUUUUGUAACAGUAAGUGUAUCUCUUAGAACCAAAUGAAGUAGAUAAAUGCAUGCAGUGAAAAAGCUGAAUUGUGAGUAUCA
This is a messenger RNA of Coffea eugenioides, 1457 nucleotides long. RefSeq names its product deSI-like protein At4g17486. Gene Ontology annotation, molecular function: deubiquitinase activity. Gene Ontology annotation, biological process: protein deubiquitination. The coding region runs from base 468 to 1211 and encodes 247 amino acids. NCBI's taxonomy places the organism in Eukaryota, Viridiplantae, Streptophyta, Magnoliopsida, Gentianales, Rubiaceae. The transcript has 4 exons. The record is from RefSeq and is a predicted model, not a curated record.